AUGGAUUUACUUACUGAACCAAAUUUGCACUCGUUGAUUACUUCAUCUACUCAUAAAUGGAUCUUUGUUGGUGGUAAAGGUGGUGUCGGUAAGACCACAUCAUCAUGCUCUAUCGCCAUCCAAAUGGCAUUGGCUCAACCACAGAAACAAUACUUAUUAAUUUCCACUGAUCCUGCUCACAAUUUGAGUGAUGCCUUCGGUGAGAAGUUUGGCAAGGACACUAGGAAAGUUACUGGUAUGAACAACUUGUCAUGUAUGGAAAUUGACCCUUCUGCAGCUCUCAAAGACAUGAAUGAUAUGGCUGUCUCUCGUGCUAAUCAAAACGGUGGUAGUGAAGAAGAUGGUCUCGGUGGCCUUUUGCAAGGUGGUGCACUGGCUGAUCUGACUGGUUCCAUCCCAGGUAUCGAUGAAGCUUUGUCCUUCAUGGAAGUGAUGAAACACAUUAGAAAUCAAGAAAAAGGUGAAGGUGAAACGUAUGAUACUGUGAUUUUCGAUACAGCACCUACCGGUCAUACAUUAAGGUUUCUACAAUUGCCAAACACAUUAUCGAAACUAUUGGAAAAAUUUGGUGAAAUCACUGGUAAAUUAGGACCCAUGUUGAACUCCCUUGCUGGUGCUGGCAACAUUGACGUCGCUGGAAAAUUAAAUCAAUUAAAGGAGAAUGUUGAGACCAUCAAACAACAGUUCACUGAUCCUGAUUUAACAACUUUCGUCUGUGUGUGUAUCAGCGAGUUCUUGUCAUUGUAUGAGACUGAAAGAUUGAUUCAGGAAUUGAUAUCCUACGACAUGGAUGUAAACUCCAUUAUUGUUAACCAACUUUUGUUCGCUGACGAUGAUAAAGAGUACAACUGUAAGAGAUGUCAAGCAAGGUGGAAAAUGCAAAAGAAGUAUCUAGAUCAAAUCGAUGAGCUAUAUGAAGACUUUCACGUGGUAAAGAUGCCCUUGUGUGCUGGUGAAAUCAGAGGGUUGACUAACCUGAAGAAGUUUUCACAGUUUCUAAAUAAGGAAUACGAUCCGAUCGCUGACGGAUCGAUCAUCUACGACUUGGAAGAAAAGAACUGA
Messenger RNA from Torulaspora delbrueckii, 1062 nucleotides. RefSeq names its product guanine nucleotide exchange factor GET3 (gene GET3). Gene Ontology annotation, biological process: post-translational protein targeting to endoplasmic reticulum membrane. Gene Ontology annotation, molecular function: ATP hydrolysis activity; ATP binding. The record is from RefSeq and is a predicted model, not a curated record. The coding region runs from base 1 to 1062 and encodes 353 amino acids. The transcript has a single exon. Gene Ontology annotation, cellular component: GET complex. NCBI's taxonomy places the organism in Eukaryota, Fungi, Ascomycota, Saccharomycetes, Saccharomycetales, Saccharomycetaceae.